CCACCACCACAAUGAGGGCUGGAUAUUUAAAAAAGAGAAAGUGUUUGGGCUGCAUCUUGCAAGAGAGGAGUAUUGAAUGAAACCUGGCCAGCAGCUGUGACCCAAUAAAGCGAUUUCAUACUUUUGAGUUAAUUAGUAAUCUGCUAACUAGGGUCAAAAGUAGCAAGAGGCUAUUCACCAUUUCCCGCGUCAGUGCUUCAACAUAAAAGUACUCCUUCCUCUUCUCCCAGGCUUUCUGCCUGGGAACAAACGAAACGCCCGAUUGCAGGAACACGAAAGCGAAACUGAGCUUGCCUAUUCUCCUCCAGCUCUCGGAAAACAGCUGCUGCGGCUUCUUGGGCGAUCAUGGCUACCGCAGAUCCAGCAAAACACCUUCAGGACGAAGUCACUUGUUCCAUUUGUCUGGAUUACUUCAAGGAUCCAGUUAUGAUCACGGAGUGCCAGCACGACUUUUGCCGAGCCUGCAUCACAAAGUAUUGGAAAAGAUCAGGAGCUUCCAUUUGCUGCCCGGAUUGCAGAAGAGCAGCUUCCUGGCAAAGCCUGAAACCCAACCGGCGCCUGGCGAACAUGGUGGAAGCGGCUAAGCAGCUCCGUCUGCAGCUGGAGCAAAGUCCAGGAAGGGAGAAAAUGUGCAGGGAGCACAAGAAGCCUCUGAGUCUGUUCUGCACAACAGAAAAUACCCUUAUUUGCAUGUUCUGCGAGAGAUCCAAGGCUCACAGAAACCACCGUGUUAUUUCCCCAGAAAGAGCUGCUGCAGAUUACAAGAAAGAGGCAGAAGCCAAGAGGGUGGAGAUUGUGUCUGAAUUCCAACAACAGCGGCAGUUUUUGGAGGAACAAGAGCAACGCCAGCUGGCCAGGUUGGAAGACAUAAAAAGGGAGAUUGAGAAGAGAAGAAAUGAUUAUGCAAACACAUUUGAGGAUGAAAUAUCCUACAUCAACGAUCUGAUUGGUGAUAUAGAAAAGAAGGGCACUCAAUCACCAGAUGGAUUCUUGGAGGGUAUUGGAAGCAUACUGGACAGAUGCGAGACAGAGAAAUUUCAGUUUCCAGCUACUCCUGCUUCUGCAGACAUGAAGGAAAGGCUGAGGAAAUUCUCUCAAGAAAGUGCAUCUCUGAUGAGUUCUCUGAGGAGAGUCAGAGACGGUUCUGAGUCCAACUGCUCUCAGUCCAACACAGUCAAAUCAAAAUGGAUAAGAGAAAAUGUGGUGUUGGAUCCGGAAACAGCCCAUCCCCGGUAUAUUGUGUCUUCAGAUGGAAAAUCAGUACGGUGGGGAGAUGUCCGCCAGGACUACCCCUACAACCCAAAGAGGUUUGAAUACGCCCGCUGUGUGCUUGGAACGCAGGGAUUCAGCUCUGGGAAACAUUAUUGGACAGUGGAUGUUGAGGAUAUUGACCACUGGGCUGUGGGCGUAGCCAGUGAGUCUGUGGAAAGGGAUAGAGAAAUUGAUUUUGAACCUGAUGAAGGGAUCUGGGCGAUGGGCUUUAGUUAUGAUCAGUACAAAGCUCUGACUUCACCUCCUACCGUUUUGGAGCCAGAAGAGGAUCCAGUAGAGAUCCAAGUUUCUUUGAACUAUGAAGCAGGAACUGUGGCUUUUUAUGAUGCUGAAGAUAAGACCCGCCUCUUUAUUUUCCAGUCAAUUGAUUUUGAAGGGGAGGAAGUUUUCCCCUUUUUCCGGAUUGGAAAUUCAUCAGCUCCCCUCCAGCUGUGCUCUUAAAACACAUGGUCCUUGACCUGUGCUUUGCUUUGCUUUGCCUUGCCUGGCCUGUGUGCUCAGACGAUUCCAGGUGUUAGUCCCAAAGAUCAGCGGAUAUCAUUUCUGUGCACAUUGUCUUUGGAAGUCUGCUUCCAUCCCAGGCUGCUGUCCCACAUUCCCCUUCAACAAAGGACCAAGGUGUUUUGGUUUGACUGUGCAGAUGAUAGCUUUAUAAUCCAGUACAGAAAAGAAGCACUAUAAUAUUGCAAAUAAUUUUACUUUAAUUUUGCACCCUCUUGGUGGUGCCAAUGGGGAAUUUCCUCCCAAUGCAAGUAGCAGCUUCAGAGGGGAUUAUCCUCGGGACCAAAGCAAAGGUGGAAAGGGUUAAAUCCUCCACCGCAUUUUGUGAUUCUCAUAAUCAUCAGCUUCUUCCCUCACUCAGCAUUUAGCAGUUUUAAAAACCUGCAUGCUAAAUGAAAGGCCACAUUUUGUCUGGUUUUGAUCCUUGGUUUAUAUUAACCAUACUAUUUAUUAGCAUAUAACUCCUCAGGUUUUUUUCUUUAGCUUUUUACGUUUAAUAAACCUGUGAUUUGAUGUCGUGAUUGUC
Podarcis raffonei (Aeolian wall lizard) is the source of this 2299-nucleotide messenger RNA. Its product is annotated as E3 ubiquitin-protein ligase TRIM39-like. Gene Ontology annotation, molecular function: zinc ion binding; protein binding. The record is from RefSeq and is a predicted model, not a curated record. The coding region runs from base 346 to 1713 and encodes 455 amino acids. The transcript has 6 exons. NCBI's taxonomy places the organism in Eukaryota, Metazoa, Chordata, Lepidosauria, Squamata, Lacertidae.